AUGUGAAGGUGUAAUUUCCAGACGCGGAAGCGAGUUCCAGCUGUCAAACAGAUUUUGGAAAAUCAGUUUCAGCUCUCGGUGUAAAGGAAAAUAAUAACUGACGUUGUUUCAGAAUGGACAGUCCACGCUGGUUACCUCUAGAGUCAAAUCCUGAAGUCAUGACAAAGUUUGUCAAUUGUUUGGGAAUGAAGCCAACCUGGCAAUUCGGAGAUGUAUAUGGGCUGGAUCCAGAGCUUCUCAGCAUGGUACCAAGACCAGUAUGUGCAGUGCUACUUCUGUUCCCAGUGACAGAGAAGUAUGAGACAUUUAAGCAAGAAGAGGAAGAGAGACUCAAGGAUCAGCCACAGGAGGUCUCUCCUGACGUUUACUUCAUUAAGCAAACUAUUGGAAAUGCCUGUGGAACAAUAGGAUUAAUUCAUGCCGUAGCAAACAACCAGCAACACCUGGACUUUGAGUCCAAUUCUGCUCUUAAGAAGUUUCUUGAACAAACUGCUAAAAUGAACCCUGAGGAAAGGGCUGCCUUCCUGGAAAAAGAUGAGAGUAUACGUGUUACACAUGAAUCCAGUGCGCAGGAGGGACAGACUGAGGCCCCGAGUUUAGAUGAAAAAGUGAAUCUGCAUUUUAUAGCUUUUGUGAAUGUCGGAGGACAGUUAUAUGAACUGGAUGGGCGGAAGCCUUUUCCUGUUGUCCAUGGAAAAACCUCAGAGGAUACUUUCCUGGAGGAUGCUGUAGAGGUUUGUAAGAUCUUCAUGGCUCGGGACCCUCAGGAGGUUCGUUUCACCAUCAUUGCCCUUUCCAAAGAUUCAUACUGAGGAAAGUCCCCCGAGAUACCAGAAAAGGAAGGAAACAUGACUGCCAAACAUUCUCAAGUGCUGACUUAAUUAAUUCAUUUUUUUUUCCCCAAAAGCAUUUUAGUAAGUGUUGUGGUGAAAAUAAUAAAAUGUCAGGGAUAUCAUACUGAAGUCAUGCCCCGUUGUUGUCAUGCAUCACUUACGAGCUUUGUGAAAUUCCGAGUGAAUUAGAGCGCUGCUGUGCCACUAAAAGUAUUUCUUGUUGAGAUCAAAAUCUUCCAGCUCCUCACUGCUGAAACACCUCUAACCACACCGCACUAAAGUUUGUUUACAUGGCAUGUUCGGCUUCCAAUUAAGAAAUAAUUUGACGAAUUUUCCAUGUUGUGGAGGGAUCUCAACAUUAUCAUCGUAAUUAUUAUUACUUUUUUCUCUGGGUUUAAUAGCACUUACUGUAUGUAGUGAUUUAUUUUGGAUCAUAUAUCUAACAGACUGGUAGAAACCAGCUGAAGGGACUUGCCCUGCAAGGCUUUAAUUUUAGUCACAGCUUUGAACAAAACAGAUAGGCCUAAUGCUGUCAUAUGCGUUGAUGAUGUUACGAAAAGCUUAUCAAUAAAACAUCUCCUUUAAGUAAGGCCGACUGAAAAAGAAAGACUGUAAAUCUGUGUGGAAGGUGCCUACCUUUUUGUAAUAAGAAUCAAAAAUUCUGUCAAAUAAAAGGCAAAUUUAUUAAA
Molecule: messenger RNA, 1522 nt
Organism: Scatophagus argus
Lineage: Eukaryota; Metazoa; Chordata; Actinopteri; Scatophagidae
Gene: uchl3
Product: ubiquitin carboxyl-terminal esterase L3 (ubiquitin thiolesterase)
Exons: 9
Coding region: 114-812 (232 amino acids)
Biological process (GO): protein deubiquitination; ubiquitin-dependent protein catabolic process
Cellular component (GO): cytoplasm
Molecular function (GO): cysteine-type deubiquitinase activity
Source: RefSeq, a predicted model, not a curated record